Messenger RNA from Gaeumannomyces tritici R3-111a-1, 739 nucleotides. RefSeq lists its product as hypothetical. Gene Ontology annotation, molecular function: oxidoreductase activity. Gene Ontology annotation, cellular component: mitochondrion. Lineage: Eukaryota; Fungi; Ascomycota; Sordariomycetes; Magnaporthales; Magnaporthaceae. Bases 130 to 570 code for a protein of 146 amino acids. The record is from RefSeq and is a predicted model, not a curated record. The transcript is spliced from 2 exons.
CUUCAAUUCCAGAAGAGGAAGCAUCGACAUCAUAGCCUUGAGCCUCAGCCCUAACGUCAAACGUCACUUACCCAUCGCCCCUUUUUCGUUUGCCUUCACCCACGCAGAUUCGAUCCAAAAACCGCAGCCAUGUUCCGAUUCCACAAACCUCUCGACACGGUCACGCUCUUCCACAAGGCCGGCUCGCCGGCGUCGAUGCGGGUCGCGGCGCUGCUCAAGCAGGUGUCGGCGCAGGCGACGGCGACGGCGACGGCGACCGAGGACCAGGCCAGCGACCACUCGGCGCAGAGCGCCCAGCAGCAGCAGCGCGCCGAGUUCGACCUUCAGAUCACCGAGGACGCGCCCACGCCGGACCAGCUCAAGACCAUACUCGAGUACAUCGGCGCGCCCUCGGUCGGCGCCGUCAUCAAGGGCGCCCGGACCGAGGCCGAGGCGCUCAGGACUUUCAAGCAGAAGCCCGACAGCUUCCAGUGGCCCCUCGUCGUCGACUGGAACAACGGCCGGGCCGCGGCCGGGGCGGACGAGUCCAAGAUCCUCAAGAUGCUGAACGAGCUCAACAAGGAGAAGUAGUGGGGGAGGGGGGGUGCGGUUUGUGCCUUUGCUGUUUCUUUUUGCAUUGCAUCUCAUAUAACGAAGCUCGUCGUCGACUAGCUGUCACGGUCGGCCCUGUAUACCAUUGCACUCCACGUUUAGAUCAUUCCUCCUCAAUUAUCAAAAGCCUCACAUGCUUCUCGACAAA